AUGCUGCACCCCCCCAUUCCUGUGACCCCAUUCCUGUGCACCCCUGUCCCUGUGCACCCCGAUACACUGCGCACCCCGGUUCCUGUGUACCCCGAUACAACCGCACACCCCAGUUCCCGGGUAUCCCUGUCCCUGUGCACCCCGAUGCAUCAUGCACCCUGGUUCUUGCAUGCCCCAGCCCUGUGCACCCCUGUCCCUGUGUACCCCAUUACACCGCGCACCCUGGUUCCUGGUUCCUGUGCACCCCGAUACACUGUGCACCCCGGUUCCUGUGUACCCCGAUACAACCGCACACCCCAGUUCCCGGUUCCUGUGCACCCCGAUACACUGUGCACCCCGGUUCCUGUGUACCCCGAUACAACCGCACACCCCAGUUCCCGGGUAUCCCUGUCCCUGUGCACCCCGAUGCAUCAUGCACCCUGGUUCUUGCAUGCCCCAGCCCUGUGCACCCCUGUCCCUGUGUACCCCAUUACACCGCGCACCCUGGUUCCUGGUUCCUGUGCACCCCGAUACACUGUGCACCCCGGUUCCUGUGUACCCCGAUACAACCGCACACCCCAGUUCCCGGUUCCUGUGCACCCCGAUACACUGUGCACCCCGGUUCCUGUGUACCCCGAUACAACCGCACACCCCAGUUCCCGGGUAUCCCUGUCCCUGUGCACCCCGAUGCAUCAUGCACCCUGGUUCUUGCAUGCCCCAGCCCUGUGCACCCCUGUCCCUGUGUACCCCAUUACACCGCGCACCCUGGUUCCUGGUUCCUGUGCACCCCGAUACACUGUGCACCCCGGUUCCUGUGUACCCCGAUACAACCGCACACCCCAGUUCCCGGGGCGGCUCUGCUGGGACCUGGCCGGGUAUUUCCUCUGGCCCUUCGGCAAAGUGAUCCAGAAAGUGGAGACGGAGGUGCCGUUGGAGGGGGAGGUGAUCCUGUGCUGCUACCGCGCCGUCAACCCCUACUACUACAAAUACGCCGUGGACGGCAUCAACGUCUUCGCCGUCAACCUGCUGCCGCUGGUGCUGGUGACGCUGGGAACUGGACACAGCACUGCAGAUGGGGCCCUCACCAGGGCAGAGCAGAGGGGAAGGAGAACCUCCCUUGCCACCGUGCCAGCCCCGCUGACGCUCUCCUCCUCCUCCUCCAGCAUCUCGGCCCAGAGCAACUUUGCGGUGGGAGCGGUGGUGAACGCCACGUUCGGCUCCAUCACGGAGCUCACCUUCUACAUCACGGCCCUCAUCAAGGGCUCGCGCGAGGGCAACCGCUGCUACGCCGAGGUCGUCAAGUCAGCGUUGACGGGGACGCUUGUGGGCUGCGUCCUCUUCGUCCCGGUGAGAUGGGGUGGCACGCUCACGGCACGAGAGUGCCCGGUCUCUGCAGAAAGCCAGGAGGAUGCUGAUGGGGACAUUUUCUGGGGGGGUGUCUUUGCCCCGACGCUGUUCUCCAAGGUGUACGGGAAGCUGGUGUGCGGCGAGUGCCACAACGUCACCCAGAACCCGCUGGGCCACUACCUCUGCCACAACUGUCACUUUGACCUGAUGGAGGACAACGGCACCCUCUACUAUAGUCACGUCCAACCCCUGGUGUACACCGUGUCCCUGCUGCUCCCUGCUGCCUACCUCAUCGGCCUCUUCUUCACCCUGAAAACUCACUCGCACAUUUACGACAUCCACAUCAGCGACUGUCACAUGCCUGGCCACCACCACAGCGCUGUGGUCCACUGGUCUCGCUGGCGGGCACUGGUCAUCCUCCUGCUCUCCACCCUUUGCAUGUCAGCCUGUGCUGACCUGGCCACGGAGCACAUCAGCCCCAUCCUCACCAACUCCACCAUCUCGCAGUACUUCAUUGGUGUCACUGUGCUGGCGAUGGUGCCUGAGCUGCCGGAGAUCGUUAACGGCAUCCAGUUCGCCCUGCAGAACAACCUGAGCUUGAGCAUUGAGAUUGGGAACUGCAUUGCCGUCCAGGUCUGCAUGCUCCAGAUCCCCAUCCUGGUGCUCUUCACCAUCUUCUACCCGACCAACUUCACGCUUGUCUUCAGCGACCUCCACGUCUACGCCAGCAUGUUCAGCGUGGUGCUCAUGAACUACAUCUUCAUGGAUGGCAAAUGUGACUACUUCCAAGGCACGGUGCUGGUGAUGGUUUACUUCAUCCUCCUGGCUGUGUAUUUCUUCGCCCCAUCGCCCAGUGGUUGCUGA
Molecule: messenger RNA, 2190 nt
Organism: Opisthocomus hoazin
Lineage: Eukaryota; Metazoa; Chordata; Aves; Opisthocomiformes; Opisthocomidae
Source: RefSeq, a predicted model, not a curated record